Phalaenopsis equestris is the source of this 3921-nucleotide messenger RNA. RefSeq names its product putative pentatricopeptide repeat-containing protein At1g74580. NCBI's taxonomy places the organism in Eukaryota, Viridiplantae, Streptophyta, Magnoliopsida, Asparagales, Orchidaceae. Gene Ontology annotation, molecular function: protein binding. The record is from RefSeq and is a predicted model, not a curated record.
UAAUAAUUCUCUUAUAAGCAGUGACGCACGCCCCUCCCUCUCAACGUUCGAUCGCGACUUAGGGCACGCGCCGGGCCUAGCUCCUCCCGCCGUUCUCUCCCUCUCGUGCCCGAGCUUGCCGGACGGCGCUCCUCCUCGCCGGCGAACGGCCAUCCGCCAACCAUCCUUCCUUCUUCCACCAAAACAGUCAACCGAGCACCACCCUCCUCCUUUUUAACCGUGAGCCAUACUCCCUCAAGCACUAGCGGGCUUCCCUCGUUUUCUGGUGCCGCCGGCGGUCCUCGCCUGCUUCCUGACGCCGGAGACCUUCCCUGCCGCUCUUGCGCUUGCCGAACACCCUGUUUCUCACGCGAGAGAGGAAGUCUCCCCCUCUAGCACGCCCAAUCGUGAGGCCAAGCUCCCUCUCGGCCUCUGCCGCUGCUCCUACAGCCGGAUACACCGCACGAAAGCCUGCCCUAGUUCUCCCGAUCGCGUGCUCUAGACGAAUAGGGAUGCCACACACGCAGCCGUCAUCUUAUUCCCGCCCGCCCCCCCCUCGUUGCUUGACGGUGAUCGCUGCUGCGUAGAUUGAGGAGAAUCGGUUAAUACUCUUUGAUCUUCCUUUUCUACACCCAUUGGCCCUUACAGGUAAUGAGCCACAUAUUACUUCCUAAGCAUGUGAUUGCUGUUAUAAAAUAUCAGAAAAAUCCUCUUAAGGCACUAGAGAUGUUCACUUCUGUUGUGAAGGAUAAUGGGUUUGAGCACAAUCACUCCACCUACAAGUGCAUGGUGAAAAAACUUGGUCUACAUGGGGAGUUCGAAGCCAUGAAUAGAGUAAUUUCGGAGAUGAGAAUGAAUGUGGAGAACUCUUUGCUUGAAGACAUUUAUGUCAGUGUAAUGAAGAAGUAUGGGGUGAAGGGGAGGAUUCAAGAUGCUGUGGACACCUUUGAGAGAAUGGACUUUUUUGGCUGUGAACCCACAGUUUUAUCAUACAAUACUAUUAUGAACAUUUUAGUUGAAUACGGAUACACUGAUCAAGCUCACAAAGUUUAUCUUAGAAUGCUUGAGAAAAGAAUCAUCCCUGAUGUUUAUACAUUUACAAUAAGGAUAAAAUCGUUUUGUAGAACAAGAAGGCCACACAUAGCCCUUAGGCUACUUAGGAACUUGCCAGGAAGAGGGUUUGAUGUUAAUGCAAUCACAUACUGCACUGUUAUUUGUGGUUUGUAUGAAGUAAACCUCCAGUUUGAAGCAUGCAAGUUGUUUGAUGAGAUGCUUAGUAUAUAUGUUUGUCCUGAUAUAGUUACAUUUAAUAAACUUAUACAUGUGCUUUGUAGAAGAGGAGAUCUCUUGGAGAGCAACAGGCUUCUUGCAAAAGUUUUGAAGAGAGGUUUAUUCUUUAAUUUGUAUACAUACAAUAUAUUAAUUCAAGGCCUUUGCAGAGUAUGCAAGAUAAAGGAGGCUAUAAGUUUGUUUGAGUUAUUGGAUAAGGAUCUGACUCCUGAUGUAAUUACUUAUAAUACGCUUAUCUCUGGUCUCUGCAAGAACUCAAAGGUUGAUGAAGCGGAGAGCUAUCUUCUUGAAAUGGUAAACAGAGGAUGCUUUCCUGAUGAUUUCACAUACAACACAAUAAUUGAUGGGUAUUGCAAAUCAGCCCGGGUACAGAGCCUGAAAGAUGCAAAUUUCAAAGGAUUCGUGCCUAAUGGGGUGACAUAUUGCUCAUUGGUCAAUGGUUUAUGCGAAGAAGGUGAUAUAAAUCGGGCUAUAGAACUGUUCAAUGAGGCUUUAACCAAAGGCUUUCCACCUGAUGCUGUUUUGUAUAACUCACUCAUUAAGGGGCUCUCUCGUCAGGGACUUAUUUUGCAAGCUUUGGAUCUGUUAAAUGAAAUGAUAGAAAAUGGUUGUAAUCCUGAUUCUUGGACUUACAAUAUUAUAAUCAGCAGUUUGUGUAAAAUGAGGAAUAUGUCUCUUGCUAACACAGUCAUGAAUAAUGCCAUUGCUAAAGGCUUCUUACCCAAUGUUUUCACCUUUAACACAUUGGUAGAUGGUUUCUGCAAAAGAUUGAAUGUGGAGAGAGCUUUGGAAAUAGUUGAUAGGAUGUGGAGUCAUGGCGUCACCCCUGAUAUAGUCACCUAUAAUUCUUUGCUAAAUGGGCUCUGUAAGUCUGGAAAUAGCAAUGACGUCUUGGAAACUUUCAAAGAAAUGGUUUCGAAGGGUUUUCAGCCUAACAUAAUUACCUAUAACAUUUUGAUAGAGAACCUUUGCAAGGUUCGUCGUGUAAAGGAGGCUGUUGACCUCCUUAAAAUGGUGGAAAAAGAUGGAUUAAGAGCAGAUGUUGUUAGUUUUAACACAUUGAUAUAUGGAUUAUUCCAGAAUAAUGAUGUUGAUGGAGCUUAUGAAAUGUUUAGGAAAAUGAAGGAAGAGAAUUGUGUCCCUACACUGGAUACCUAUAAGGUAAUGAUUUCUGCAUUCUGUGAGAAGCUAAUGAUGGAGAUGGCAGAGAAAAUUUUGUUGGAGAUGAUUGGAAAGGGAAUUUCACAGGAUGCGUUUAUUUUUCGUGUUAUGAUUUUUGGUUUGUGCAAGAUUGGAAAUGUUGACCGUGCGAAUGAACUCCUGAUGGAAGCUAUUAGUAAUGGAUUGGUUCUGUCGAUGAUGACGUUCGGGAGAGUGAUGAAUUGUCUCUGUUUGGAUCAUAGAGUGGAAGAGGCCAUCAGAAUUAUUUAUAGAAUGGUGGAUCAUGGAGUUGUUCCAGAGAUUGUGGACACCAUUGUUAGUAGUGAUAAGAAAGAAAUUGCAGCACCUAAGAUACUGCUAGAAGAGUUGUUGAGAAAAGGUUAUAUAUCCUGUUUUGCGCAUGAACUUCUUUAUGAUGGAAUCAGGGAUAAGAAGCUAUUGAGGAAAAGGUAUCGGUCCAAGUACUCUCGAAGAAUAUUGCAGAAGAAAUAGGACUGCGAGCACUGCCCUCUGAGCAAGAGCCAAAUCAGUUGAGAGCUCGAAGCAGGUAAUUAGCCACAUUACUUCCCCAAGCAUGUGCUUCCUGUUAUAAAAUGCCAGAAAGAUCCUCUUAAGGCACUAGAAUGUUCACUUCUGUCGUGAAGGAUAAGGGAUUUGAGCACGAUCGCUCCACCUACAAGUGCAUGGUGGAAAAACUAGGGGAGUUUGAAGCGAUGAAUAGAGUAAUUUCAGAGAUGAGAAGGAAAGUGGUGAACUCUUUGCUUGAAGGCAUUUAUGUUAGUGUGAUGAAGAAGUGGGGUGAAGGGGAGGAUUCCAGAUGCUGUAGACACCUUUGAGAGAAUGGAUCUUUUACUGUGAGCCCACAGUUUUAUCGUGCAAUACGAUUAUGAACAUUUUAGUCGAAUACGGAUACACUGAUCAAUCUCACAAAGUUUAUCUGAGGAUGCUUGAGAAAUGAAUCAUCCCUGAAGUUUAUACAUUCACUAAGGAUAAAUUCAUUUUGUAGAACAAGAAGGCCACAGCCCUUAGGCUACUUAGGAACUUGCCAGAAAGAGGGUAUGAUGUUAAUGCAAUCACAUACUGCAAUGUUAUUUGUGGGCUGUAUCAAGAAAACCUCCAGGUGAAGCAUGCGAGUUGUUUGAUGAGAUGCUUGGUAUAUAUGUUUGUCCUGAUAUAGUUACAAUUAAUAAACUUAUACAUGUGCUUUGUAGAAAAGGAGAUGUCUUUUACAAUUAAUAAACUUAUACAUGUGCUUUGUAGAAAAGGAGAUGUCUUUUACAAUUAAUAAACUUAUACAUGUGCUUUGUAGAAAAGGAGAUGUCUUUUAGAGCAGCAGGCUUCUUGCAAAAGUUACGAAGAGAGGUUUAUUCUUUAUUUGUAUACAUACAAUAUACUAACUUAAGGUCUUUGUAGAGUAUUCAAGAUAAAGGAGGCUAUAAGUUUGUCUGAGUUAUUGGAUAAGGAUCUGACUCGUGAUGUAAUUAUUUAUAA